CAUGCGUGAGAGACUCACCAAGUCACCAUACACCCUGGAAAUUUCCUAGAAAAAUUGUAUUUUCCUCUGCCGUUCCCGGCUCCGCGGUGAUAGUGCCUCCAUGGUCAGAUCGGCUAUGAGUAGUGUCCUGUUAUUUGUGCUGUGUUCAAAAUCCUUCAGCUGCUAUGGAAGCUCAUCGAUCUGUUGCUUCAUCGCUACCGCAGUUGAGUCGUCAGAACAGUCCUUCGACGUUGAAGCACCCCGCCGUCAAACAUCUUCGCGCGGACCGUUCUGUCUGUUCUUCGUCCAAGCUGCACUCGCCGAACAGCAUCCUCCUCGUCGCGCUCAGAAGCCGUCACCUGACUCAUUUUUCCAUGCUCUGGUGCGUCGUCGCGUGGAGCUGUUGAACGUCGACGUCUCCAGCUUCUGUAUCGCCGUGUCGACGCUCGUCUCCCCCAACACCGCUGUUGCCUACUGCGCCUACUACUCGCUCUACAGCAGCUCGCCGUCUCCCUGGAAAUUCCCCAGUCAUCGCCCGGCUUCCUUGCUUCGCCGUUCGUCGCGUCGUCAUCCCUACUGUCUCACGGCGUUGCGCUCCUCACACUCCGUUUUCUCCUGGUCAACGACGCUUGUGGAAAUCCCAAACUACGUUAUUCGUGGAUCAAUCGCUUGGUGAAACAAUUUUCUGGAGACCGGUCGUCACCCUGAAGACUUGUGAAAUUUUAUUUCCUUAGUCUUCGGCUCUUCUCUGCAGCAAAGGCAAGCCCCGGUGCAUCCACCACUUUCAUUGUUGUUUACAAAACUUUGAUCACUUGAUAUGAUGCAUUAGGUGAUAGGAGUUGCGUUAUCAAACAAUUGAUGCAUUACCAUCCUUGAGAAUUUGAAUAAUCAUUCCUUGAUACCUAUUUUAUGAAAAACUAGUGUUGCUUAGUCCUGCUUAAAGUGAUAAGAUUUUUGAAAUUUAUUUUGAUUACUGGUUA
This is a messenger RNA of Zea mays, 959 nucleotides long. RefSeq lists its product as uncharacterized. The transcript is spliced from 3 exons. Bases 101 to 655 code for a protein of 184 amino acids. Lineage: Eukaryota; Viridiplantae; Streptophyta; Magnoliopsida; Poales; Poaceae. The record is from RefSeq and is a predicted model, not a curated record.